ACUACUGAUACUCAACAGAUCAGCAUUCGCCAAACCACACAAGGACUUGAUAGAAAAUUUCUCAAACGACAUGACAAACCUUAAAGACAUUCUUAUAUUCUACGAGAAACUACAGGAAAAAUUCUACCAUCUAUUACCUUUCUUCACGUUCAUAAAAGAAAACGAAGAAACACUGGAACAAACCGAAGAUUUCAAUAAAGUGAAAGAAUUCAAAACAGGCCUAUACCCAACCUUGCAAAAUGAAAACGUUUUCGAUAUAUUGAAAAAACAGGAUAUACUUGAGGAAAUACAAGAAUAUUUUAAACUUUUCGAAAACAUCUAUUCCGGUGUAAGACGAUAUUUAGAUUCAAUACGUACAAAAUUCCCUAGAUUCUACUUCCUAUCCAAUGAAGAACUGAUAGAAAUACUAUCAAAUAUAAUAUUGGACGAAAAAAUAAUCCAAAAAUACAUGAAAAAAAGCAUUGAGGGUAUAACAGAGUUGAUAAUUCGAAACAAAAAUAUCAUCGGAAUAAAAAGUAGAUACAAUGAGGAAAUCUACUUGAAGAACUACGUAACUAUUGAUAGGAAAUUAGUAAACGUUUUUAUUGAAACCGAGGAAGCUUUACAUAAAAAGAUGAUGCAAGAAGUAUCAACAGCUACUAAAAGUGAUUUGAAUGAUGAAAAAAUACUUUCGGAUUCUUUAGGACAAGUUCUCUUCAUCGCAUUACAAAUAUUCUGUACAUUCCUCAGUCACCAAGUGAUAAACGGUCAUAAAAACAAUUUGAAAGACAUCAGUUCAAUGGUGGAAAACUAUACACAGUGGAUACGGAAAAACAAAGAACAAAAUUCAAAGAGGAAUGUAUUAAAAAGCAUCAUCAUAUCUUUAAUACAACAGGAAGAUUUCUUAAUGAGGAUUUCAACAGAGAAAAUCAAAGAAAACGAUUUUAUUUGGCUAACAAGAUUAAAGUAUUACUUGGAAAACGAUAUCUGUAUUCUCAGAGUGUUAAAUCUUUCAUUCACCUAUGGAUACGAGUUUUACAGUGAUUUUUCACCAGGUAUAUGCACCCCUUACACCGAACGAUGCAAUAUAAGUUUGAUAUCCGCCUACAGCAGGUAUAAAUAUGGAGCCAUACAGGGUGAAGCUUGUUCGGGUAAGACAGAAACCUUCAAAAACCUCGCUGUUGCCCUUGGCGUUCACUAUAAGAUCAUUUCAUGCUCAGAUUUCUUAACUUUCAAAAUAUUACAAAGGCUCUUGCUCGGUUGUUCCAAGGGAAAUAUGUGGCUGUGUUUAGACGAAAUGAACAAGAUCGAUUUCAGCGUUUUAUCUUCGAUGUCCGAUCUGCUUCGGGAUUUCAACCGUUUAAAAAUCGUCGAAGACGAUAGAAGAAUACGAAGUUUCGUCUGUAUGACCCUCAGUCCCACCUUCCCGAGUUUAUCGAAGCUACCGAUGACUUUCAAGAGCCAAUUUAGGAGUAUCUGUAUGAUUCAGAUGGAUUUGUGCAUGUUGAGUGAGUUAACGUUGACUGCUUUGGGUUUUAAAAGUGCCAAGUAUUUAUCCAAAUGUAUAGACUGUUUAUUUAAAACAUUAACUGAUGUGUUAACGAAAAAAUCCUACAAGUUUUCCCUGAAAUUAUUGAGGAAAAUCUUGGAAACUUGCGAUGGAAGCUUUGACCUCCCUCCGGAUGAAGAAAAAGGAAUAUUUGUGAAAACAGUUGAGGAAACCAUCCAACCAAUGUUAUCCCUAGAUGAUACUGUUAUUUUUAAAGAGAUUAUAGAUAGUGUUUUUGAGAAAUCCAACGUUUAUGAAACCAAACAAGGUGAUUUAAGGGUAAAACUUGUAUCUCACUUAGAAAACAACCACCUACACCCUGAACCAAGCUAUGUCGACAGAAUUCUUCAAGUUGAGGAAGCUUUAACCUCAAAACAAAACGUCAUCUUACUAGGUGACAUAUUCGCUGGUAAGACCAAGGCAACUAGCGCCCUCUACAACUUGAAGACCGGUGGUAGGGGAACCUUGGAGAUUAUAAACCCAACAAUCUUCGAAACCCAAGAAUUGUACGGGUUUAUGGAUCACAAAUAUGAUCUUUGGAAGGAAGGCAUACUCACCAAGAUAUUCAAGAAGUUUUCAAUUGUAGACGAUUGUUGGUUGUUGUUCGACGGUCCAAUCCAAAGCUACUGGAUAGAGACCUUGUAUUCUGUUCUAGAUGACAAGAGGACCUUCACUUUAGGUUCUGGAGAUUUUUUAACGAUUAAAGAUUCCAAUUCUAUUCUAUUUGAAGUUGCGGAACUCGAUGAAGCUUCUCCAUCUUUGAUCUCCCGUUGCUCUGUAGUCUUCUUCGAAACAUCCCAACAACCUUGGCUAACAUUGGUUAAACCUUGGAUAAGAAAAAUGUACAACAGUUGGCCAGACACUGUUCAAAAUCUCCUGGAAGAUUUAAUGUUCUGGUUAUUUCCACCUCUGCUGAAAUUUCUCAACGAACAUUGCACCCAAGCAUAUAAUUUGGGAGAAUUCUAUCUGGUCAAAAGAACUGUGAAUUACGUCCAAAUCUUACUGAAUGAGGCCCUUGCUAGGAAGGACGAAGAUCUGAAAAAUGUCAUAAUAUGGGUGCAAGCCAGUGUUCUCUUGGGAAUUUACAUUGGACUCACCGCUACUCUAUCUAGUGAAUCAUCCAUGAAAUUCGACGUUUUCUUCAAGCAGUUAUCGAAGAAUCAAGUACCAGAAUACCCCCUUCCAGAGACUAUCGAAAAAAUUGAUGUCAAUGUCCCAACGGAAGGUCUAUUUUCCGAGUAUUUUUACAUCUAUAAAGGCAGAGGAACGUUUAAGUACACCCCUGAUACUUUAAAAAACGAGAAAGUGAUGUUUAAAACCUACAUAGAUGACGUUAUGGUACCAACAACGGACACACAAAGAACACUUUCAAUUUUAGACAAACAUAUAUCCAACAACUUCCCAGUUAUACUGACCGGACCAACCGGCACAGCCAAAACACUCUGUAUAAAACAUUUCGUCAACCACGUCUUGGAAAGAUCGAAAUAUACCUCAAUUUUCUUGAAAUUCAUCCCCAGAUUGACAUCCAAACGAUUGCAGAAUGGGAUACAAUCGAAUUUUUUGAAAAAUAUAUCGUUUGACUGCGAAAAGGAGGUCAGGAAAAACCUGAUCGUUAUUGAAGACUUGAACGUUGUGACUUUGAACCGGUAUAAAGUUUCUACGGUGGUGGAAUUUCUUAGACAAACUUUGGAUUAUCAAUUUUGGUAUGAUACCGACAGUUUUGAAAAGAUCCCCAUGGAAAAUUUAGGGUUUGUCGCUACUACAGGGCCACAAGGUGGUUUGUACAGGAAUAUAAGUAAGAGGUUGCUGAAAUACUUCGAUAUCUACAAGGUGAACGAUGUUAGCGACGAAAAUUUAACCAGGAUAUUCUCGAAUAUCUUACAAGUGGAAUGGAGAAAAAAUGGCUUCGCCGCAGACAUAGCUUUGGUCACAAAUUCCCUAGCCAAUGCCACCCUGAGUGUUUACGAAUUCUGCCUGGACAAUUUCAAAACGAGUCCUUUGAAAUUCAGUUACUCCUACAAUGUCUGGGACUUCCUCAAGGUCCUAAGAGGAUUGUUUUCCCUCAAGAAAGAAUCAGCAGACGCCAAUAAGAAAAUAUUCAACAAAUUGUGGAUGAACGAAUGUGCCAGGGUCUUCGGAGACAGGCUUUUAAAAUUAGAAGAAAGGAAUAAACUGUACAAAGAACUGAUGAUCAUUUACGAGCUCCAAUUCAAGGAAUGCUUCAGCGAAACCUUCAACGGCAUCAAAUACCAAGAGAUACCUGAUAAAAUUAAUUUUGGCACCAUCACUUGCAACGGUGAGAGGUACGAAGAGAUGGAUUACGAAAACUUAAAGGAAAGACUCGAAGAAUUCUCCAGGAAAUACCAUUUAAGUACCGGAAUAAAACUGGUGUUGUUCAAGGAAGUUUACCCGAAAAUAAUAACGAUUUCUAGACUACUUUCAAUCGAAAACUCCCACGGUUUACUCUUGGGUGUAUCAGGGACUGGAAGAAAGACCUUAAUCGAUUUGGCAUCCAUCGUACACAACUGCAAAGUGUUCAACCCACACAUAUCAUACUUAUACGACGAAAAAACUUGGCAUAACACCUUCAAACAAGUUUUAAUACACUCAGGGGGCGGUGGAAAAACAACUGCGAUGUAUCUAAACGAAGAACACCUAAUUCACCAAUUUAUCCUACAGGAUUUUAAUUCCUUCUUGCAAAAUGGCGACAUAAUGGAUCUUUUUGAGAUCGAGGAAGAACCCUUGGUCUUGAACAUGGUCAGGUUGGAUGCCCAGUGUGGGAACCCCAAUUUAAACAUAAGUUCCCACGAUGUCUACACGUUUUUCAUCGAGAGAUGCAGGAGGAAACUCCACAUUUUCUUCAGUCUGAACUGCGAACCUUCUACCAUCGAAAUGAGGACUCAACUGUUCCCAUCGCUGGUCAAAUAUUGUACCCCCAUCUGGUUCAACGAAUGGUCCGACGAAGCCCUGUGCGAUAUAGCUUAUAGAUGGACGGAAAACCAAACUUGUGAAACUUCAGUGAAAUUCUUCAACGACGCAAAAUUGGCCACUGGUCAAGUGUUUAAAAUGACCGGUAAGAAGUUCCAUGUUACCACCAAAACUUACGUGGAGUUCCUCCAACUUUACUCCGAUGUAAUAGAGAAGGAAAAAUCGUGUCUCAAAGAGAUAAAGGAGAAUUACUUGACUGGUCUACGAAAGCUGAAAUACGCUGAUAACCAAAUAAAAAAAUUACAAGAGCACCUUUGCGCCUACCAGUUACAACUGAGGAUAAUGUCUAAGAAAGCUGGCGAUAUGACCAGGCAGAUAGCCAGGGAGACUUUAGACGUCGAAAGAGCUUCCGAUCUGGUCAAAAAAGAUGAAAAAGUAGCCAAUGUUCAAGCGGAAGCUGCUGCGAUUCUCAAAGCCGACUGUGAGAUCGAUUUGGCCCAAGCAAUACCGAUUUUAGAAGACGCUAUUCAAGCCUUGAACACUUUAAAACCACCAGAUAUAACCCUGGUCAAAUCGAUGAAGAACCCACCGGACGCCAUCAAGUUAGUUAUGGCCGCUGUCUGCGUGAUCAAAGAUGUUAAACCGGACAGGAUACCAGAUCCUUCAACCGGCAGAAAACUCAUAGAUUAUUGGGGCCCCAGCAAGAGGAUCCUUGGCGAUAUGAACUUCUUGCAGAGCCUGAAGGAUUUCGACAAAGACCACAUCAAACCGGAGAUCAUGGUGAAGAUCAGGAAGGAUUAUUUGUCCCAUAAAGACUUUAAGCCUCACGUGGUAGCUAAGGCGUCCAGCGCAGCUGAAGGGCUUUGCAAGUGGAUCAUAGCGAUGGAUAUGUACGAUAAGGUGGCCAAAGAGGUUGCCCCCAAGAAGGAGAAACUGGAGAAGGCUGAGAGGGAAUACGCGGAAACUCUAGCCAUCCUCGACGAGAAAAAAUUGGAGGUCGUACGUUUGGAGAGGCAGCUAGCACAACUGAACGUUAAACUCCAAGAGGCCAACAAGAAACAGAGUCGUUUGCAGAAAACAGCGGACGCUUGCAACAGGAAACUGGAGAGAUCUGUGAUACUGGUCACAGGUUUCGAAGAUGAGAAAAUUCAAUGGUCCAACGAAGUCGCAAAGUUGGAUCUCAAGCAUCGCUGUCUCGGCUGUGAUGUACUUUUAACCAGCGCCUUCAUCGCCUACCUCUCACCUUUCCCAACCCAAUUUCGAAGGGAUAUGGUGGAGAAAUGGUACAAGCAUUUGAGGGAGUCCAACGUUCCUGUAUCCGAAGAUUGGGAUUUGACCACAACGCUGAUUUCAAACAACGUCGUCCUUCGCGGAUUGCCGCAAGAAAAAUAUUUCUACGAGAACAGCAUCGUGCAUAAAUACUCCCAAAAAUACAGUCUUAUAAUCGAUCCACAUGGUUUGGCUAAAAAUUGGAUACAAAAAACAGUGGACAAAGCUACCCUCCACAUCACCAAAUACGGAUACUCCAAUUUCAUCCAAGACGUUAAACACUGUUUAAAAUCAGGUAAAAUCCUCUUGGUAGAAAACGUCAGUGAAAACAUCUCAAGUUGUUUGAAUACAAUUCUAAACAAAGAAUUAACGAAGGAAGGACACGAAUAUUUCAUUACAUUCAAAGGUGAGGAUAUAAAAUUCAAUAAAAACUUUCAACUUAUCAUGCUUACCACGUUAACAUCCCCAAAUUACAAAACAGAGAUAACAAACAAAUUGAGAAUCAUAGAUUUCACCAUAACCAAUUUUUCCAUACAAACAAAACUAUUGAGUCUUGUAAUAAAAACCGAGGAUCCCUUGGUCAGCAAACAGAUCAGUAUAUCGAAGAAGAAGCAGAAGAAAAACGAAAAUUUGCUGAAGGAAUACGAAGAGAACAUCCUGAAAACCCUGUCAGCGGCUGAAGCCGACUUGUUGGAGGAUAACAGAACUUUGAGGAUCUUAGACGACACGAAGAACAUGUACAAACGCAUAAAUCAAGAAAUUUAUCUACCAGACAAGGUUGUUCCAACUUUUCAAAGACUUGAGGAAGACUAUAGGGAAUUUUCACAUUACGCAUCCACCAUUUUUUUUUGCGUGGAAGAUUUCCUAGGGCAGAACGAGAAAAACAAAUUUCCCUACAAACAAUUCUUGACAGUUUUCAGAAAAUCCAUCCUAGAUGCCCCAUUAUCUAAGGAUCCUACGAAACGUAUUGAAAACAUCAAAGGUUGCUUCACUUACACCAUUUCUAGACAUGUAGGACGAAUAGUCUCUCCCAAACAGUACCUGAGCUUCCUCUAUCAUAUGACUUGUAAAAUACUCAUAUUCAAUGCGCAAAUCUCCCAGGAAGAAUUUAAAUAUUUAUCCGAAAUAAAAUAUUCAAAACAAAAAUCCUUACCCAACAAAAUACUGCAAGAUCUCAACCGAACAACUGAGAAAACGAAAAAUUGGGAUCAAAUGAAGCACCUCCAAAAUUUAAAAGCUUUCCAAGGCUUCGUAGACUCCGCCAAAGACAACCAAACACUCUGGGACAAGUUUUUAAGCGAGAAUGACCCAGAGGAUCAACAAAUUCCUCACCCGUGGCAGAACAACCUGAACGAUUUCCAAAAAUUCCUCUUGUUACAAACUCUCAGACCAGACAGAACCGAAGAAUGCAUGAAAAAGCUAGUUACCCAAGUUCUCGAUGAAAAAUACGUACGUCCCGUAGAAAUAGACUUGGAGAAAUUGUACUCCGAGUCCUUCUGUCUCUCUCCCAUCCUCUUCCUAACGUCCAACGACCGUUCACCCAUCGCCAAGUUAAGAAACUUCGCGGUUAAAAAAAAAUUCAGCAACAAAUUCAGGUCUGUGUGCAUUUCCGAGGGUGACAAUACAAGGGUGGAGGAGGUAAUCGCUAUCGGCCAAUCGGAGGGGUUGUGGGUGUGUCUACUCAACUGUCACCUGUCACGCACUUGGAGAUAUAACCUAGAAAAGAUCUGCGGUCUUAUGACCUUCGAGAAUACGAACGAGAACUUCAGAUUGUGGCUGAUAUCAGAUGUUUCCUUUGAUUUACCUUGCGAUUUAUUGGAGAAAUGCGUGAAGACUGUCUACGAGGAUACGGAAUUUUUCAAGGACAAUCUUUUGAAUUCCUACAAGGACUUCGUGGACGACGUCAACGUAGAAGAGUAUCAGAACUAUUCGCAAGUAACCGUGAGACUUAUAUACAGAAUGGUCUGUUUUCACACUGUCAUCAACUGGAGAUCUAGAUUUGAAGGCAUUGCCUGGAACAAUCCAUUCACUUUCGAAGACUACAACUUGAGAUUCGCUUUAAAAUUCUUACCGAGCAUCAUAUCUAUAUAUAAAUCGAACAAAGCUCUUGAUUAUUUGAUUGGGCAAGCCUCAUACUGCGGUCAAAUAAUGAACAAAAUAGAUUAUGAGGUAGCCGACACUUUAUUUAAAGAAUUCAUGAGUUUGGGGGAGAUUUCAAUCUUCACGUUCCCCAACAAAAACAAUAUACAUGACUUCAUUGAACAUAUUGUGGAUAGAAUUCCUUCAAGGGAAUCACCAGAGUGUUUUGGUUUCAACCAAGCCUGUUUACUCCGAAAAAAUAUACGAGAAAGUUUAAAAUUCACUUUAUACAUACCUUCGAUGGACCAAACAUGGGAUGAUGGUCAUCACGGUGAAGAACUGAAGAAAAUAAUCGAAACAUCAUACAAAUUAAUAAAUGUUGAAAUAAAAAUCGAAACUGAAAUAAAAACAGAACAAAAUACGUUGGAAACAAUCUUAAACCGAGAGAUUGAACAUUGCCUCAAACUGAGCAACCACAUUCUGAAAUAUUUGAAGAUUCUCGAUGUGAUAUUGACAAACAACAGUUUACUUUCAACUGAACUGAAGGAAAUUGUUCGGGAAUUGUUAAUGAACAAGAUCCCUAAGAAAUUCCUGAAAUAUUCUUUUGUAACCGAUCUGAAUUAUUCGUUAUUUAUAAUCAAUUUGAGGCAACGUCUGUUAUUCUUCAAGGAAUGGAAGGAAAAUGGGGUACCGGAAAGUAUUUGGAUAUCAGCCUUCUUUUUCCCAAGUGCUGUUUUAACAGUUCAGAAAAUGUUGUAUGUACAAAAAUUAGGACAAUAUUUGAAUACGUUUUCAAACAUGUUUGAAAUGGUAGGUUGUGAGGCAGAUGAUGGAAUUAAAAUCCACGGUUUAUUUUUGGUGAACGCAAGAUUUGAUUUGGCUGAAAGUUAUAUCGAGUUGUUGCCUUCUAAUGUGUAUUUUGAGGAAAUUACAUCUAUAUCUAUCAAACCGUUGCUAGACAGUGAUAGAUGUUGUUAUAAUUGUCCAGUGUAUAGAACAGACAGACGGAGAGACAGUGAACGUUUCAGAAAUUUAAUUUUUUUCAUUGGAGUACGAUCGAAAGUUCCUAAAAACACCCUAGCUAAAUUGGGAGUAGCUUUGGUAUGUGAAAAACCCAAUGAAUAG
This is a messenger RNA of Coccinella septempunctata (seven-spotted ladybird), 8929 nucleotides long. Its product is annotated as dynein axonemal heavy chain 1-like. The record is from RefSeq and is a predicted model, not a curated record. NCBI's taxonomy places the organism in Eukaryota, Metazoa, Arthropoda, Insecta, Coleoptera, Coccinellidae. Gene Ontology annotation, molecular function: dynein intermediate chain binding; ATP binding; minus-end-directed microtubule motor activity. Bases 71 to 8929 code for a protein of 2952 amino acids. Gene Ontology annotation, cellular component: dynein complex. The transcript is spliced from 4 exons. Gene Ontology annotation, biological process: microtubule-based movement.